Molecule: messenger RNA, 957 nt
Organism: Nymphaea colorata (pocket water lily)
Lineage: Eukaryota; Viridiplantae; Streptophyta; Magnoliopsida; Nymphaeales; Nymphaeaceae
Exons: 2
Coding region: 243-710 (155 amino acids)
Source: RefSeq, a predicted model, not a curated record
AUGUAAAGGCUAAACGGGAAACAGAAAAGAGAAGAAAAGCAAGGCCGGAGACGCCCAGCACACACGGAAAGAGAGAGGAAUAGAGGGGAAGCAAGAAGGAGGAGCCAGGAGAAGCUGUCUGUCAUUCAUUCAAUCAGCCUUCCUGCUCCAUCUUAAUUCAACUGAGAGAGAUGAGUGGCAGGUGCUUCUCUGUGUUAUGAGAAACACCCACCUCCCCUCUCCUCUCCUGCAGCAAUAUCAUCAUGAGCAACCUUUCCGCCUCCACCGAUCUCCAGCCGGCCGAUGGUUCGACCCGCCCCAUAGUGGGGUUCCCGCUGGGCACCGCCCUCCUUGUGCUCGUCAUCUUCUGCAUCAGCGGCAUCGUCUCGUGCUGCUACCACUAUGAGAAGAUCCGGUCGCUCCGCCGCUCCUCUGACUCCAACAGUGCCUCCGCCGAGCCUGCUGCCGAACCCCAAGACGCUGCCGCCACCGCCACCACCAAGAGCACGCCCUUUCAUCAGGAUGAGAACAAAGCAUUAGUACGUAAGAAUCUGGCAGAGAGUCUGGACGAAAACCAAAAAGCAUCGUAUCAAUUUGUGGGCUUGCUAGGAUCAUCAGUUUCCACUCCCUCCCCUGCUAGUGGAAAAUCACCAAACUCCAUGAUCGUGAUGUCCAAGUUCGUGACAGAACUUACUGCUCUCGCUCACCUACUGACAGAAGAAACAAGCUGAAAGACAAAGUUACACUGGACAGUUUCUCUGAGAUCUGUACGUCCCUGGUAACUACAAUAAUUUCAUUUGUAGAGAAGGCGUACAUUCUGUCCGUCCUGUCCCGUGAAACUAAUCAAGCAACCUCUUAAUUUCCUUAAACAAAAUCGUUUGGCUUUAAGGGACACAGAGUAACUGGUCGAACUAAGAGCAAAGCAAGUCCCUUGUUUCAAUACCGACAGAUACAAAGAAGCUAAGCUUAGAAUCAUGG